AUGCAUUCACUCAAUGCAAAUCCCAUUGGGAUGAGGUCAGCUAGAUGUGUCUCGCAUUCACUCAAGGUUAUCAUUAUUCAGAUCCCUGUGCCAUCCUGGUAUGGCUGGCAGUACGAGAGUCCUGGUAUACAGGUACAAAGCGGACCAAAUCAACUGCUUACAGCAACCAGUAGUUGUGCGGUUACGGUAAUUGCGAACAACUUCGAUAGCUCAACCCAUCAGGGAGACUCAUUUCUCGUUUUGCCUGUAUCAUGGGCAAAAGCCGGCUCGGUUUUCUCGUUCACGCUCCCUCCGGCUGCUAAUGAACAGCAGAAUCCAGGAUACCAGCACAUCACCAUCAUUCCCACAGUAAGAGACGUCAAUGGCACGUUGACUGUGAUGGGUAGCAACCCUCUGCCGUUUUCGGCAUUUGUCGGAGAUCAGCCAACUACUUAUUUUGCCAAGAAGACCCCACAGAACGAUCCACACACCUAUCACAUUGAAGCUGAUGGACCUAUUUUGCUUCUUGCUGGUGUAACUUGUGCUGGAAACUAUCUUGCAUGCGAUCACGCUGCCUUUAUGCCUCAUCCAUUACCAACUGCAGGCAAGUCUUUCACAUUUCAAAGUUCAACGAAUUUCGGCCUUUUAUCAGUUUUGCACGAUUUCCUUGUUACGAGAGGCCAUACCUGGAUGAUGACCAUCCUGCUGCUCGAGCAAACGGUUUUUACCUGGACGUACCCAGCAGUUGUUCUUCAACCCAAAAUGUAUGAUUUCAAAAGAAAGGUUUCAAGGUUACGUUAA
Cooperia oncophora is the source of this 780-nucleotide messenger RNA. Lineage: Eukaryota; Metazoa; Nematoda; Chromadorea; Rhabditida; Trichostrongylidae. The record is from the annotation of a GenBank genome assembly.